AUCCAGGAGCGAAAGCGGAACGUGUUCAGUGAGUUCAGUCUCCGUUUAAAGAGAACAGAGAAGGAGGAAAAGUUAAAUAAACACCAAUAAAAAGAAGAAACGAUGAGAAGUACCACAAGGGUUCUGAUGACUCAAGAGAAGAGAAGAAUCCAAAAGGAACCAGCAGUGCACAGGAUUCCAUCAUGAGGUCUGCACGCCUUGAGGUUACACUCAUCAUCUUCCCCAGUACUCCACUGAGGAACCCUUCACACUUGAAGAUGCUUCUGGCGUGCUUUUAAGCCUACACUUUGAGAGCUGUGCCUAAAAGUUGCUAAAAUCAAACCAGAUUUGAACGCUGAACCUAACUUCACAAGGACAACCACUUAACCUCUAAACCACUGCUCUGUUUAGGUGAUGUGAUGUGUUCGAUGUUGUAUUUAUAGUUUAUUUGGAAAAAAAACACUUUAAGGUAUGGAGGACUUGAACCAACAACCUUACUUCGCAGCAGCCUCUUAUCUCGUUGAGCCACUGCUCUAGAUUAUGUUGAAAUAAAGACUGUGGGUUGGACCUGUUCUGUGGGUUUGUGGUUCCACAGCAUCAGGCUGAACUGGGUUCAUGUUCUGUCAGGACUAAAACCUGGUUCCAUAGAGAACUGAUGAGGUGUUUGUACCUGUCUGAGCCUGUUUGACUCCACCUGAGGAAUGUGGCUCUGGCUCUGUGUGGUGAAGGCUACAUGCUACCUGUGCAGCUCAGUGUGUUCACAGACACUUGACUUCAGGAGCAGAGAGAGUCCAGUGUCACUAAUUACUGACUACACACACUGUGUGUUUGGACUAGUUCCUCUCAUUUAGUCGGUAAAGUCAAAGGUUUUAGGUCUAAACUGAGUUCAGAGCUGUGUGUAUCAGAGGAUUUCCACUAAACAAACAUAGGAAGCUUCUCCACCUUGUUUCCAUCUUUAUUGCAUCUCACGUCACACGUCACACGUUGAGUCUGUAAAGUCAAGUGUGAAAUCUGAGUGUUCAACUCAGUGAGAUGAGACCAACAUCAUGACAAACAACCAUGAUAAACUCUAGAUGUGUAAACAUUCAUCCAGGGACUUGUUGUUGUUCGUUCACAUGAUGCAGUUUAUGGAAAAGAGCAGAAACUAAACCAUUAGUGAUGUUAAACAAUGAGUCUGGUCUGUGUUCACACAGAGUUAUGAUCACACUAAUGAAGACUGUAGCUAAAGUCCUGCAGGAAAUGUGGAAUAAUGUCUUUGUCUAACUUUACUAUGUCACUCAUGGCCUUCAUGUGAAGCUCCUCAAUGCCUGAAGUCACUCAAAGUGACCGUAACACAGUUAUUUUACUUAAGAGUAUUUAUGUGCAGACAUAAUGAAAACAUAUCAAAAGGCAGCACAGACAGUGCAGGUUCAGCAGCUUGAUUCUACUUUUCCAUCCAUCGCUGUACAUCUGGUUCUGAAACACACACUAAUAGUUGAACUUCACCUGGACGACAAACAGACAGUUUAACAGCAUCAGUGAACAGGUUGAACUCCACCUCUGCUUCUUCCCUCUGUGAUGGAGCUGCACUCCUACAGUACAAACUUGUAGUUAGAGGACGACCUCCCUACCAGCUGUGUUUAGAUGGAACCAUGACCUCUGCUGCCUUCUCCACCUGUACACAAUCUAUGAAGACACUUUCUCACAGCUACAGUAAUUGAACUCAUAACGCAUAUUUACUUAUUGUAUAAUCUUUUAUUUUACAGUUUCAAUACCCUGCUUAACUCGUUACCUGACACUGUAACUGAUGUAAACAUGAAAUAGUGGAACAGCCAGACAAAUGCUUUGUUGAAAAUCCUACUUCUUUCCUCUGAUUGAACAUAAAACAGCAUCUUUUAGGUAAAUAAAAUAACAUUGAGUUAAACAUUACAGUUUUAUUAGAUUAGUCCCAGCAGCAGCCAAGUUACUAAGAACAGAAUAUACGUAACAUAUUGGAAACAGUUUGGAUCUCUGUCAUCCUGUGGCUUUGCUGCUUUAUUACUCUGCUGAUUCAGAUCUCCUGGUUCUUUUUCUAACUUCGCCUGGUGUUUCACUAUGGGAAUCGCCUCGGCGUGACCAACCAUGGAAGCUCCAACGACACAACGUCUGUCAGAGACAGACGGGCCGAGCCGGUUUCUUAUAAACUGAGAGGGGGCGGAGCCUCAGUGAUCACGUGAUCCAGGUAUACGAGCGAAACCGAAGGUUUUCAGUGAGUUCAUACUCCAUUUAGAGAGAACAGAGCAGACGGAGGAAAAGUUAAAUAAACACCAGAAGGAAGAGGAAUAAACGUUGAGGAGAGGAUGAGUUUUUGUGUGGAGGAAGAGGACGGAGCAGAGUCUCCAGGAUCCAGAUGUGUGUCUAUGAAGAAUGACUGGUCCAGAUGUGAACCUCCAUCAUUCAGUCCUGAACCUGGAGCCUCAGACACAAAAGUCCAGGACCAGAGACAAAAAGCAGAACCUCCAGGACCCAGCUGUCUGUCUAUAAAGAGUGACCGGUCCAAAGAUGAUCCUCCAAACCUCAGUAAUGAACCUGGAGCCUCAGACACAAAAGUGGACCAGCAGAGCUCAGAGGUUCCCAGUGCUCAGUCUGUCCAGCAGCACCAAACACACCUGGACUCCAUAUUUAUGCUGCUGGAGGAAAACAUUGUCACGUUUGUGAAAAAGGAGCUGAGGAAGAUCCAGAAGGUUCUGAGUCCAGAUUACCCAGAAUGCUUAGAGAGUCAGAGGGAGGAUGAGGAGGAGAUGGAUGGUGAGGAUGAAGAGCAGAGGAGGAGCAGCAGAGACGCGUUUCUGAAGAUCACAGUGAACUUCCUGAGGAGGAUGAAGCAGGAGGAGCUGGCUGACUGUCUGCAGAAUCUGAUGGUUCCAGUACCAGAGCCACGGCCCAUCACAUAUUACCAGCAGAUGCUUCAAUCAAACCUCCAAGACCAGUUUGUGUGUGUGAAACCAGGCUGGUCAGAAGUCGACCAACAUCUGGAUGACAUCUACACAGAGCUGUACAUCACAGCUGGGCCAGAUUCACACAUCAACACACAACAUGAGGUCCAAAAGCUUGAGACGACACAGCAGAAGCAAAGAUCAGCAGAGGAGCCAGUGAAGCCCAGUGACCUGUUCAAACAUCCCCCUGGUAAAUACAGACGCAUCAGAACAGUGUUGACCAAUGGAAUCGCUGGGAUUGGAAAAACAGUCCUUUGUGAACAAGUUUGUGUUGGACUGGAACCCAACAAAGGUCCAAUCAAGACGUGCAUCUGAUUUUCCCCUUCACCUUCCGUCGGCUGAAUCCACUGAAGGGACAGAAGUUUACUUUGUCAGAGCUCAUUCAUGAAUGUAUCCCAGAAACUGAGUCCAUCAGCCUGGAGGCUCUGAAUUACAUCUUUACACAUCUACAGUCAUCAGGAAACAGCAACUAUGACAAGAGCAGCUUCAAACUUCUGUUUGUGUUUGAUG
Messenger RNA from Betta splendens (Siamese fighting fish), 3443 nucleotides. RefSeq lists its product as uncharacterized. The record is from RefSeq and is a predicted model, not a curated record. The transcript has 8 exons. Bases 2298 to 3248 code for a protein of 316 amino acids. Lineage: Eukaryota; Metazoa; Chordata; Actinopteri; Anabantiformes; Osphronemidae.